Molecule: messenger RNA, 1299 nt
Organism: Toxotes jaculatrix (banded archerfish)
Lineage: Eukaryota; Metazoa; Chordata; Actinopteri; Toxotidae
Exons: 7
Coding region: 160-774 (204 amino acids)
Source: RefSeq, a predicted model, not a curated record
CGUGUUGCAGUGACAGGCUUCUCGGGGGCGGGACUCGAUCGCCCAGAUCCACCGAGUUUGUUGCAAAACUUCCGAUGUGCAGCCUGGGAUCGGUCCGCGAAGACGGUUGAAAAAAGACAAGACAUCUGUGCGCGAGCGUGCGUUGGAUACUGUGUGAUCAUGGCAGAUGAAGACGCGGUGGUGGAGGAGGGUAUCAGCCCAGCUCAGAGCCCGCUGGUCGCAGUCACUUUCCAGAGAAACAUCCACAGGAAAGAGAAGUAUCUGGAGGCUGAGCCCAAAGCUCUGGGGAUCACUCAGAUUGGUCUCAGUGCCUUCCAGAUCAUCGGCGUGAGCGUGUUUCCCGCCACUAGCCCAAGUCAUACAGAAAUUGACAUACCCUUCUUCAUUUCAUCUCUGCUGGUCAUAAUAGCUGGGAGUGUGGCCGUAGCAGCACAGAACCUCCAUCUGCCGACGCUGAGAGCCUGUUUGGGGAUGCAGAUUGUGGCGUGCGCGGCCUCCCUCUACAACAUGAUCUGCACUCUGAUUAAAAUAGACACUAUGAUCCCUUACUGCUGGCGUUAUUACUACGACAACAGCUCAAUGGAAUAUGGCGAAAUCUGCCGUCAGAUCGAGAACACCCAGUCCCACUUAUAUGCUGAGGGUAUGCUCAUCGAGGCUGCUCUGCUGGCCAUCUCAGUCACUCUGGCCGCCUACUGCUGCAAGGUGAUCAACUGCUGCACGCCAGCUCCUAAAAUGCCGGUGAUCACUGUACAAGCUCCCCCUGUCCAACAGUGAGGAGACAGAGUGGGGUAAGAGACGAAGAGUGAAGCACCAUCACAAACAAAUGCUACAAUGUUAUAGCUGCACCAAUCAAUAACUCAAUAACUGUAUUAACAAUGAAUGUGUGUAAUGUGAACCCACAGAGAACUGUCCCCACCUCUGAAGUUACCCUCUGCUCUGUGGAGCCUUUUAACCUUUUUAAAAACUCUUUACUAACACAAACACUUUUCUAAAGUGAUAAUAUAUCAGCGUUGUUUACAGCUUGUUCUACUGCCCCCAGGUGGUUAAAAAAAAAACUUUAAGAAACUUAAAGAAAGAACUACAGUAUUUUUGUAUAUUAUCUUACAUCUUAUUCAUUAGGUAGGUUUUUGAAUGUACUCAUUCUCUAAUGUGAAGUUUACACAAGAGACAAUUACAUGGUAAUGUUAAAUGUGACUAACAACUAUGGAUAAUAAAAAGUUAACAGAUAGAAAAAGAGUUGAGCAGUUGUUGGUAUUUUUUGUGUUUUUACCUAAUAAAUGGAAAAAGUUAAAGACAUGU